This is a messenger RNA of Lineus longissimus, 1629 nucleotides long. RefSeq lists its product as uncharacterized. The record is from RefSeq and is a predicted model, not a curated record. NCBI's taxonomy places the organism in Eukaryota, Metazoa, Nemertea, Pilidiophora, Heteronemertea, Lineidae. The transcript has 6 exons. The coding region runs from base 154 to 1155 and encodes 333 amino acids.
UUCGCUAACAAUAGGAAAAGGUGUUUGAUAACAUAGGCUACGAGAACGUGUAUAAUACUUGUGGAGUGUCGUGAGAAGGAGUUCAUAUUUUAUGUCGAUCUUUAAGGGAACAGUCGCCAUUUUGCAGAAUUUCGCAAAAGCUGAAACCUUAAUAUGACUGCAGAAACAAACUUCAGACAUGGCGGGUUCAAGAUGUUCUCAAUCAUCUUGACCCUGUUCUUCUACAUCGCCGUGUUGGUCUUCAACUACCUCACCAUGCAGAAUUUCGGAACAGAUAUAGGAAUCUUCACGAACAACACGGGUGAUGUUUCACGCUACUUCCAAAUCGAGAUCACACCGGCCAACUGGACCUUCGCGAUAUGGGGCUUCAUCUACGCGUGGCAGUUGCUCUUCAUAGUCUACGCGAUGACCACUCUAUGCAGGAAAACUGAGAGCGGCUACCUCUACAUGCACUCCUCCCAAAUGCCAACAGGGAUCUACUGGAUCUAUAUCUUCAACAACCUUCUCAACGUUGCCUGGCUGAUACUGUGGGAUAGAUUCAUGGUGGAGUGGUCCCUUCUUGUCAUCGUAUUUAUACCUAUCACCCUCUACAUCAUGAUCCUGUUGACUGUCAGGGCCCUCAAUGCUGGACAGGCGUCACUCGCUAACGAAGGAAUGGGGCGAGAGAUCUGGUUCAACCGUUUCUUCGUCCAGAACGCAUUUGGCAUCUACGCCGCGUGGACCACCAUCGCCUCGCUCAUCAACUUCGCUGUCGUCAUGGCGUACAAGGUCGGUCUCGACCAAGCAUUUGCUUCCACCGUUUCUCUGGGAGUCCUUGCUUUUCUGUUGGUUGUUUGGAUCAUCAUGGAUCUGAUCGUCUGCGACAAGUAUACCCGUUUCCUCUUCACCCCUUACAUUGUCGUCGCCGUGGCGCUCGCUGGAAGCAUGCACUUGAACUGGGUGCCAACCAAACGCAAUAGUAUAUUCACUGCGGUCCUAGAGGGUGUUGAUGGUGCUGCGCUCAUAAUCAAGUUCAUCUCGAUGAUAUACCGACAGUGUACGAGCCCCAUACCGGCUACCGGGAAAGAGAAAAGGGCAGCUUACCAGGCGGAUGCCGAGGCGCAGUCUGAGCCAGAGAAGCUACAAAUUGUCGAGCCGUACACUGGAAACUUGUAAACUGUAUUCGUACUAAGAUUCGAGCUGUUGGAUACUAGACAGACUUUUUCGAACAUCCUUUGUUGGUCUUGACAAUGAACCGUUCACAUGAUCAGUUAAGGAAGUGGUGUGAUACGGUGUGAAGUCGAUCCGUCAAAGUUAGAAUGCAGGAUGAAGCGGAACGAAGGAAUAUUUAAUAUAAAAAUAGAUACUGCUUGAUUAUGUCAUGUAUGUAACGACUGCACUGAAAUCAACUGUGUGCUUGUGGGGAAUAUCAGUAGGCUGCAUGAUUAGGUUGACAGUACUACUCGAAGCAGACCUGCUGAUAUAGGGAGAUGACUACUCUCUAUUAGAAACUGUUAAAUGCAUGCCUACUGAUCAUGACCUCUGAGGAAGGAGUUUACGCUACAUCAGAGUGUAUAUAAUUUUAUAUCAUUUCAUACUAGUAUGCGCAUUGGAACCACAUUUAAUAGAUAUGACACCCUACAGACAUUA